AUGUCGGGAAGAAAGGAAAAAGUGGCAGUACCCAGAAAUCCGGUGAUCGUAGCGAGACAUCUCAAGGAAGCAAAAAAUAUUAUUUUUGAAAAUGGUCGAAUGAGUAAUGACGAUUUCACCAAUGAAUUUCAUUCUCUACCGUGCAAGAUUGAAUACGAUGGACCAGCAAAAGUAUCACAGUAUUUUGUUACGGAGGAAUUGGAAGAUAAUCAGAAAGUCGCAACAUUUAGAGGGCGCAUUCUGAAUGGAGUGCAGCAACAGUUUCCAGACGCCUACCGCUUGUAUAUUGCUGUAGAAAAAGAAGACAGAGUGUCUGAACUUGUUUCUUUUUCAUCGCGAAGAAAGGAACGUUCAGCUGCUGAAAAUCGUUUAAAAGUUGACAGUGGAAUUCAAGAAUUUGCAGAUAACAGUCGUGUUUUUGAAGUUAGUGGUUCAGCAGCGUCAUUUACGCGGUGGGAAUAUGAUCGUAGUAGCAGUUAUCAGUCACCUCUUGUUCGAGCAAUCGGCUACCUCAAUAUUGCGGAAACAUUUGCUAAGGAUGAUGAUUGA
This is a messenger RNA of Loa loa (African eye worm), 549 nucleotides long. RefSeq lists its product as hypothetical. Bases 1 to 549 code for a protein of 182 amino acids. NCBI's taxonomy places the organism in Eukaryota, Metazoa, Nematoda, Chromadorea, Rhabditida, Onchocercidae. The transcript is spliced from 3 exons. Gene Ontology annotation, cellular component: ribonuclease H2 complex. Gene Ontology annotation, biological process: RNA catabolic process. The record is from RefSeq and is a predicted model, not a curated record.